Symbiodinium necroappetens is the source of this 2259-nucleotide messenger RNA. The record is from the annotation of a GenBank genome assembly. Lineage: Eukaryota; Dinophyceae; Suessiales; Symbiodiniaceae.
GUGAAUAAUGGAAUUGCGGAGGAUGGCGGUUUUGCCAUCAACGGCGGCAAGGGCUGGUCAAGCGUUGUUUUUGACAACCACAAGAUUGAAAAAGUUGCAAUUGCCAUGCGGAACUAUUAUUUCACUAGUGCAGCAGAUGGAAGCAAGACCACGGUGGAGUACACAUUUGGCUACAAGAAAAACGCCGAUGGGAAGGUGCGCAUCUUCCUCCACCACUCGUCCGUGCCAUUCAGCUCCGGCCCAGCUUCAGCAACAGGAGGCGCCCCGGCCGUUUCCCAGGAGGAGGUGCGAGCAGCGCAAGCAGCUUGGGCCAACGCCAUUAAGACGAUCUCCAAGACCUAUUUGGAUGGAGGCGACUACGUGGCAGUUGCGGGAAAGGCAGCCGGUGAGUUGUACGGGUAUGGUCACACGAAGGUGCUGUUCAAGCCGACGAAGGCAAAGGAUGUCCAGUUCCGGCCCAUGGCAUCCCAGGCCAUGUCCUACUUCGUGGGCAGCACGGCCGUCGAUGAUGGAAUUCCAGAAGAUGGUGGCUUCGCCAUCAAUGGCGGCAAAGGCUGGUCAGAUGUUGUAUUCGACAACCACCAGAUCGAGUUGAGUGCAGAUACAGCCACUGCAAUGGGGAAUUAUUAUUUCACUAGUGCAGCAGAUGGAAGCAAGACCACGGUGGAAUACACGUUUGGCUACAAGAAAAAUGCCGAUGGGAAGGUGCGUAUCUUCCUCCACCACUCGUCCGUACCAUUCAGCCCUCCACCAGGAACUGGCAAAGUUGUCGCCACAAUUUCCGAGGAAGAGGUGAGAGCCGCACAGAGGGCUUGGGCCAAUGCCAUUAAAACGAUCUCGAAGACCUAUUUGGAUGGAGGCGACUAUGUGGCAGCAGCGGGGAAGGCAGCCGGUGAGCUGUACGGGUAUGGUCACACGAAGGUGCUUUUCAAGCCCACGAAGGCAAAGGAUGUCCAGUUCCGGCCCAUGGCAUCCCAGGCCAUGUCCUACUUCGUGGGCAGCAAGGCCGUGGACGAUGGAAUUCCAGAGGAUGGUGGCUUCGCCAUCAAUGGCGGCAAAGGCUGGUCAGAUGUUGUGUUCGACAACCACGACAUCGACGUGGAUGGCAACUCAGCAAUUGCCAUGGGGAACUAUUUUUUCACGAGCGCAGCGGAUGGAAGCAAAACCAAGGUGGAAUACACGUUUGGCUACAAGAAGAAUUCCGAUGGAAACGUGCGCAUCUUCCUCCACCACUCCUCCGUGCCAUUCAGCUCAGCCGCCCCAGCCGCACCUGCACAAGUCGCGGCAGUUUCGGAGGAGGAGGUGAGAGCCGCGCAAGCAGCUUGGGCCAACGCCAUUAAGACGAUCUCGAAGACCUACUUGAGUGGAGGGGACUAUGUGGCAGUUGCAGGGAAGGCAGCAGGAGAGCUGUACGGGUACGGCCAUACGAAGGUGCUUUUCAAGCCCACGAAGGCAAAGGACGUCCAGUUCCGGCCCAUGGCAUCCCAGGCCAUGUCCUACUUCGUGGGCAGCAAGGCCGUCGAUGAUGGAAUUCCAGAGGAUGGUGGCUUCGCCAUCAACGGCGGCAAGGGUUGGUCGGAUGUAGUGUUCGACAACAACCAGAUUGUAGCGGAGGGCAGCACGGCCACUGCCAUGGGGACCUACGUCUUCACGAGUGCAGCGGAUGGAAGCAAGACCACGGUGGAAUACACGUUUGGCUACAAGAAAAACGCCGAUGGGAAGGUGCGUAUCUUCCUCCACCACUCGUCCGUGCCAUUCAGCCCUCCGGCCGCUGGCGCUGUCUCCAAGGAGGAUGUGCUCAGUGUGCAGGCUGCGUGGGCCAAUGCCAUUAAGACCAUUUCUAAGACCUACCUUAACAAGGGCGACUUUGUGGCGGUUGCUACCAAAGCCGCGGGCGAACUUUAUGGCUAUGGUCACUCGAAGGUCCUGUUCAAGCCCACCAAGGCUGCAGAAGCACAGUUCCGUCCAACUGCCGAGGAUGCAAUGUCCUAUUUCGUCGGAAGGAAAUCAGUUGAGAAAGGUCACUCUGAGGAUGCUGGCUUCGCCAUCAAUGGGGGCAAGGGUUGGUCAGAUGUCGUGUUCGACAACCACGAGAUCGAUAUAGAAGGCAACAUUGCCCUCGCAAUGGGGAAUUAUUAUUUCACUAGCGCAGCGGAUGGAAGCAAGACCAAAGUGGAGUACACGUUUGGCUACAAGAGGAACCCGGAUGGAAAGGUGCGCAUCUGCCUCCACCACUCGUCGGUCCCUUUCAAGGCAUAG